Messenger RNA from Diaporthe citri, 1155 nucleotides. RefSeq lists its product as uncharacterized. The record is from RefSeq and is a predicted model, not a curated record. NCBI's taxonomy places the organism in Eukaryota, Fungi, Ascomycota, Sordariomycetes, Diaporthales, Diaporthaceae. The transcript has 4 exons. The coding region runs from base 1 to 1155 and encodes 384 amino acids.
AUGUCUUCACUCACCCGAGUCCUGCUCUCCGCAGCAUUUAUUUCUCUGGUCCACGGCCACUCGCAGAUCCUCAACGUGCAGGGAGAGCAAGGAUCGCCAGCCUCCGUCGGCUUCCUGGUUGAGGGCGACCUUGCAAGGAACUGCACCAGCAUCAGCCCCUGCCAGCAGGACGCCACCAUCAUCCGUGAUGCCGAGAUCACCGCGAACAUCGUAAACGAGUGUGGACGUACUGAGCUUGGCGGAAACAUCGACGUUGGGGAGAACACCGAAAACGCCCUCGCUGCCAAUGCUGUUACCCAGGUCUCGCCCGGUGGAGAGAUGACUGUCACGAUCCACCAGGUCAACGCUGACGGUGCCGGCCCUUACACAUGCGACAUGGACCCCACUGGAAACUCUCUGGGUGCUACCGGCCAGAUUCCUCUCGAGGUCACAAACAACGUGCCUGGUGCCAACGGUUUCUCCCAGGCCAAGACUGUGGACUUCAACAUGACCGUCAAGAUGCCCGCUGACAUGAACUGCACUGGAGCCUCAACUGGCAACGUCUGCACAGUCCGAUGCCGAAACAACGCCCUGGCCGGUCCCUUUGGUGGAUGCUUCCCCGUCCAGCAAGCCGGCGCCGAUGCGAAGACAAACGUCGCCUCCAAGAUCAGCACGACCCAGACCCUCGACGGCAUCGAGAAGCAGGUCGCGCAGAACAAGGAGGACCUGCCCGCCGCCAUCGCCGCCAACCAGCAGGCGGGAAGCACCGAGGGCCUGGCCGCCGACGACGGAGUCAAGAAGGCGCUCAACAUCGAGGACCCCGUCAUCAAGGAGUCUCCCGUCCAGACCCCCGCCCUCGACGCCGCUCAGCCUGCUGCCUCCGGAGCCGGCAACGCCAACAACAACAACGGCAACGGAGGACAGACUCAGACUGGCAACGGACGCCAACGCGGCGGCAAGAACGGCGGCAACGCCAACGCGGCGUCUGGAAACGGUAACGCCGCGAGUGGAAACGGAAACGCUGGUACCGGUGCCACUGGUGGCCAGGGCAACGGCCGUCAACGCGGAGGCAACAACAACAACAACAACAACAACAACAACAACAACAACAACAACAACAACAAGCGCACCGUCGGUCGCUGGGUCGGUAGACAGUUGGCCAACCUCCGCCAGUAG